GGGAAGAAAAAAUGAGUCGCUUUGCCUUCCGAAAUCGUCCAAGAAAGUUAUCUAAGGGCAUGGGCCAUGAUUCUGGUCCGCCGGGAAGAGAAAGACGUUUGCAGAAAACUAUUUCCAUGCUUCUCCGUUUUCAGAGAAUAGAGGGGAGUUGGGGAGUAAUCAAUGAAACAAGAGAGUAUACUGAGGCUCUUAUUGAAAGAGCUAUUAAAAAAGGACCAGAGGAUCCUCGAAUGAUGGCAUUGGCAAACCACUGGUGUUUGGAAAAGGAUUUAGUCCAUAUGCUAUUUAAGGAAUAUGUACCCAGAUUUAGUCAACCCAUGUAUCAAAACAAGCCAUACCUUCAACUGUAUCGCAUAGAACUGCAACCUGGGAAACAGUAUCUGCAGAAGAUGGCAUGUUUGGAACUCAAAGGUAAUCCUUGGCCAAAAGUAAAACCAGAGCCUCCAAAUACAGCAGGUCAGCUUCAUAAUGUGCUACUGAAGGCAUUCUUUGAUGACAAAAGAAAAAGUUCACAUCUCCGUCCUCAUGCAAGUGCCCAGCCAAGCCUGGAUGAUGUUGUUGAAGGAGUAGAAAAAUUAAGUGUUAAUAAUCAAAAACUUCCUAAAGAAAAAACUGAUAGAGAUACAGCGAGCAUUGAAAAUGACAAGGAUUUUAAAUCCUCAUCUGGUGAUACUGAUCUGAAGAUUGGUGAAAUUUUGACAGAAGAUAAAAAAGAUUCAAAUCCAUCAAAUGCUGAAAAUAAAAUGUAAAACUUUUA
Molecule: messenger RNA, 757 nt
Organism: Saccostrea echinata
Lineage: Eukaryota; Metazoa; Mollusca; Bivalvia; Ostreida; Ostreidae
Exons: 4
Coding region: 12-749 (245 amino acids)
Biological process (GO): translation
Cellular component (GO): mitochondrial large ribosomal subunit; ribosome
Molecular function (GO): structural constituent of ribosome
Source: RefSeq, a predicted model, not a curated record